Molecule: messenger RNA, 3758 nt
Organism: Python bivittatus (Burmese python)
Lineage: Eukaryota; Metazoa; Chordata; Lepidosauria; Squamata; Pythonidae
Source: RefSeq, a predicted model, not a curated record
AGCUGAUCCUGAAGCUGGUGACUCAGAUCGAAUAUUACUUCUCCGAUGACAACCUGGCAAAAGAUGCUUUUCUCCUGAAGCACAUCCGACGGAACAAGAUGGGGUACGUCAGCGUGAAGCUGCUGACCUCGUUCAAAAAGAUAAAACAACUGACUCGGGACUGGAGAACUACAGCUUACGCUCUGAAAUAUUCUGACCUCCUGGAGCUGAACGAAGAUGGCCGAAAGGUUCGGCGAAAUGCCCCCGUUCCUGUGUUCCCGGGUGAAAACAUCCCUAGCCGAAUGCUUCUUGUCUACGACAUCUCCCUAACAUAUGAUCUCUGCCCUCUGGAUGAAGGACAGGAGAAUGGAGAAGUCCGAGAGAAGGUCAUGGAGCAUCUCCUCAAGGCCUUUGUCCAGUUUGGUGUCAUUUUGUCCAUUCGUAUUCUCAAGCCCGGGAGGGAUCUUCCACCAGAUAUCAAGAAGUUCAGUAGCCGUUAUAGCCUGGUGGGAACCAAAGAAUGUGCCAUCAUAGAAUUUGAAGAGAUUGAUGCUGCGAUCAGAGCUCACAAAUCGUUCUGCAUCACAGACAAAGCCACCAUGAAGGUCAUCCUCAUUGGGAUGAAGCCUCCAAAGAAGAAGGUCCUCAAAGAGAAAAGCCAUGACAAGAUCUCUGCCAAGGUCCCAGGCAAGACACGAUCGAUGAAUAAGAGAGUUGAAGAACUUCAAGAUGUUGGUGAAGAACUGUCGGCCAAUAGCUCCUCUGAUCAAGAGAGCGACCCAACUUCUCCCCUGCCUGGGCGAAGAGGCAACUCUUCCAACAAAUUAAGUCCUUCGGCCUAUCCGAACAACCAUCUCAGCCCAAACGUGUCUCCGAGGUCGAGUCCCUGGAGCAGCCCUUCUUCCCUACGCAGAACGUCCAGGAUGUCUCCGCUGGCAGAAGAUGGCAAAGGGUUUCCGAGCACGAGUCCUGAGAUGUCGAAAAGAUGUGCCGAUUACUCUUCGGACAGUAGCAUCACUCCUUCGAGUAGCCCCUGGGUACAGCGGCGACAGCAAGCUCGGACUCUAGCACGAGAGAAGACUCCUGUGGGCAGCCCAGAGCCCAGCCCCAAAAUGGCCAACCUUGCUGGACUGCCCGUUGGCGUGCUGCGUUUGCCCAGGGGACCUGAUGGGACAAAGGGGUUCCAUAACAGUCACGAAAGGAGCAAGGUCACCAAGAAUGAAUAAGCUCUGUUUUUACUCAACAUGGACUUGCCACGGCAUCUCCGACUGAUGAAUUCUUUGCAUGGGGAAUAUCCUCAAAGCCCUUGGCACAAGGGUUGUCCUUUGUUUUUCUUUUUUAACCAAAGCUUUUGUAUCUUUGUGGCUUCAUCGGUGUUGUCUGAGGCCUUCUUGCCUGCCCCUGAAGUUGCAUUAUUAUUGCUAUUUUUAAUGCUAGCUGCAGCCAAACAUUUUAUGGGCACAACUUUUAUUUUGCCAGUGCCUGUUCUGAAAAACGGCCAAGUGCAAAUAUAUUUACUAAGGGCAAUUAUCUGAGUUGUAUUUGUUCCUCCAGUGGUAGGUUGAAGUCUUUCGCUCUUGCUCUCUUCCAUUACUUUUGAGGAGCACUUGGGUUUCUGAGAUACCCGUAGCUUUUUGUCUGAUGUCAGAAAGACGCUUCCUAGUCUAGAAUCCAACCAGGAAGGGCAUUUCUGGUGGUAUAAAAUAAAAACACAUGGGCUUAAAACUGUCUCCCAAGUUGGAUGGACUGAAGAUUCUCACGUUCUGGGGUUGGGGUUGAGAGGUGCAUGGUGGUUAAUACCAGUUUUCUUCAAAAACAGACAAAAUUAGCAGGGUUGGCCUUGGGGGGGAAAAAUCACAAAUCCACAGCUGAUUAAUGCUUUUAUUAAAGAAAAGCCUUCUUGCACGUGAGGCUGACUCCUGGUGACCUCAUGAACACAUUCAUGCACUUUUCUUGGCAAAAUUCUAGAGGUGGUUUGCCAUCAUCGCUUUCUUGGGAUUUUUUUCCCAAUUUUUCUGCUCUGGGAUUUCUUUGAGAUCUCCCAUCCAAAUACUAACAAGGUUCAAUCCUGCUUAGCUUCCCGAAUCAGCCAAGACCAGCCAUGCUUUUAGAAGGACUUCAUGAAGAGGGGAGAGAGACAGUUUGGUGUAGUGGUGAAGGCACCAGGCUAAAAACCAGGAGACCAUCAGUUCUAGUCCCACUUUAGGCCUCAAGCCACCUGGGUGACCUUGGGCCAGUCCGUCUCUCUUAGACCUAGGAAGAAGAAGCCAAGGGCCAACCUCUUCCAAAAAUCUUGCCAAGAAAACUGCAGGGACUUGUCCAGGCAGUCACCAGGGGUCAACACAGACUUGAAGACACACACACACCCCAUGAAGGAGAAUAGAAGCAUUUGGGUUCCUUCAAUCAUUUAAGCUUCUUAAGAAAUUUGUCCUUUACUAGAGACAGAGCUAUUACCACCAGCCUGUGGUUGUAACUUCUCAUGCCACAAUGGUCAGGCAGCUGUAGGUAUGAUCCAUUGUGAGAUCGUUGCUAAUAAGCAAUGGGACAGACCUACAUAAAACAUAGGGCCAGCCAAGGGCUGGGAUGAAUGCAAGAUGGCUUUCUGCUACAGGUUAGAGUUACACCUAUAGACUAUGCUGUUUUUACAUAAUACGAACUCAAUUAGUUGAGACUCACUUGGCGAGAUUAGCUGAAUAUGGUGCUAAAGGGUCUUAAGAACAAUCCCAUGGCUGGAAUGAGGCAAGAGUCCAUUGAAAGGCGCAUUGUGGGUCAUAUGUUGGCCAACUGAGUACAUCUAGGAAGCCAACAAAGUUGGGCAAGAGAGGGGUCGGCUUCUUACAUUGUUGCAACAUAUGCUGGAUGUGAUAAAGCAGGUUGGAAAAGGCCAUCAGAACUAGUAGAAUACCAGAUUGUCCAUGGGUUGGUCUAGUCCCCUUUUAAAACAAUCUAAAUGAAUUGUUCCCCUGUCAGGUGGCAGUGAGUGCCGUAACUGCUGCGUUUGGUGAAGACACCAUCCAUCCUUAAUCUACAGCUAACUCAGAGAAUGAAAUCAGCAACUUGAGCUGUGCCCAUCCAAAGAUCAUCAACUUUUCCACAGCUGUGGUAUCUAACAAUGGGAUUAUGUCAUAAUCAAUCCCUUUUAAUAAUCAAAAACAGGAACAUCUAUAGGGAGGAUCAAAAAAGUCAAGAUGGAGGCCACUUCUCAAAGCCCCACCCCUGUUUACACUUUAAUUACAUUAAAAGAGGAUGGGGCUCUGUCGUUCAUGCAUUCUUCAAGCAAGCCAGCGUUCCCUACAAUUUUACCUUUUUGGUCACUCAACCCAACUUAGGAUUUUUAGCCCAAGGAACAGAAUCCUUGACCUUCCCAAGAUGAUCCAAACUUGGUUACGGUUUUGUGGUGCCUUAGCGUGUCAUGCAAAUCUGUUGAGUUCGCUGAUCAUUCAGUUCAGAAAAUGGGUUAAUUCAGCAAUCGGGUUCAAUGUCUUGGUGAAUUAAAUCUUUGUGUGGGCUGAGGGGAAUUGGGAUUUGUCAGAUUGUAUGUAUGUAUUGAUUUUACAGAAGAAGAAUGGGAAUUUAACAUCACAUGCCCCUUUCAGGUUUUUCCGUCGUUUUGUUUUUUGCAGACCACUUCUCCCUCCUUACGCCAUUGCUCCUGACUACACCAGUGACAGACCUCCUUAUCUCUUUAUUCCUAGCCCUAUUGUAGACAACCACGGAUACAUGAGAGAAGCAAUUAAACAGCGGGGAGCCAUGAUAAUUGAUAGGACUCAGGAGGCAGG